Messenger RNA from Paraglomus brasilianum, 432 nucleotides. Lineage: Eukaryota; Fungi; Glomeromycota; Glomeromycetes; Paraglomerales; Paraglomeraceae. The record is from the annotation of a GenBank genome assembly.
AUGUGGGGUGCUCAAAUUGACAAUAGGGGACAAGAAGAUAUGGAAACAUACCUUCAAAGACUUGUGUUGCUUGCUUCCAACAAAAUAAUUGGAGGGAAAGUUCCUACACUUGAAGAAAUUGACCAUACAUCGGCACUAGCAAUUCUUGCUAUCUGCAUAUGCUUGCAUGUAUCACCACUUGCUCAACGAUUGGUUGCUAGUCACAUGUGUGCUAUAUGUAGUGGUAUGGUGGAGGCUGGAUAUCACGGAGAGCUUGCAGCACGUAUAAUACUGAUAAGAGCUUGGGAUGUUUGUGCAUGCAUUCACAAUCAUAGGACUAUUACCAACCAAUAUUCAUCCCCCAUCACUAUUGCUGAAUUCAUAAAUGCACUCUUUGGCAUUGACUUGGUUCAAUUUGUGAUGCAACAGAAACACUACACAAUUACUUGUUAA